CCUCGCUCCUAUCUAUGCCACACCAAUUUUAACAUGGAAUGCUUGGACCGGCAGCACCGGCUAACGAAUCAUCCACCAUCUGAAUUAUACCGAAAAACUAUAGACGCCAACAUCCCAUAGAUUCACGCUGUCUGUCUCUUUAUGCCAUACCUUGUGCUGCAUGGUCUAUCCCGUUCGUGUUCCUCCCAUAACAAACCCCUGAUAAUGACAGUAUCUGCACGUCUCGAAGACUGCCCCAGGCUCGAGAGCCUCUUAAUAUAUCUUGAACAAAAUCUUAAAAGCAUAUAUAGUUUAAUUGAAGAACGCACUGCCACUCAAUGCGUUGAUGGGAUUUUCGCCGGAGGUCAUAUACAAAAAUGCAUCUACUCCUUUGUUCAUUACGCCAUCCAUGAGAACAUGACCGGGAUAGACUCGAGAGUGCACCCUCCUUCAUUCCAAGGCGUCAGGAGUUUGCUGACCAGUCAUGAACUCGAUGCUGUUCCUGACGUACCUUCCGUUUAUGUAGGCACUGGCAUCAAGAUGUGCUGCCGAUCCUGGCAUGUGAUCCCCACUACCUACGCCAGCCAUGAAGUGCAACCUUGUCACUAUCUUGGGCCUUGAGGUUCUUGUCGUCGUAAUGCUUGCCCGAAGGGCAAGUUGCACCUCAAGUCGAAGCAAAACUGUGCCAUUCUCGGAAAUUCUGUCCGUUGAAGGGUACAAUUACAGAC
This is a messenger RNA of Colletotrichum navitas, 707 nucleotides long. RefSeq lists its product as uncharacterized. The transcript has a single exon. The record is from RefSeq and is a predicted model, not a curated record. NCBI's taxonomy places the organism in Eukaryota, Fungi, Ascomycota, Sordariomycetes, Glomerellales, Glomerellaceae. Bases 142 to 600 code for a protein of 152 amino acids.